CCCACGGCGACGUGCGGCGGCUCUGUGGCUGACGGUCAGCUCAUCCUCCCCUGCAGUGCUGUGUGGGACUGAGGAGCAGACGGGGGAAGCCGCGCAGCGCUGCAGGUGGGUCGGCGAGCGCUGACUGCCCCGGCGCCCCCGCUUAGUGUAAUUUUGGCAUACAUUCAGAGAAAACUAUGUCCAGCAUCCCAGUGGCUGUUGUGACAGGGGCCAACAAAGGAAUUGGAUUUGCAAUCGUGCGGGCUCUAUGCAAGCAGUUCCCAGGGGAUGUGUACUUGACAGCCCGAGACCCUGGAAAUGGCCAGGAAGCAGUGGCUAAGCUGCAGGAGGAAGGGCUGCAUCCUCUCUUCCACCAGUUGGAUGUCAAUGAUCUGCAAAGCAUCAGAGCUCUCCGGGACUUCCUGAAGGAGAAAUAUGAAGGGCUGAAUGUGCUGGUUAACAAUGCAGGGAUUGCUUUCAAAGUUCACGACACUACUCCAUUUGCAGUCCAAGCAGAGGUCACACUGAAGACAAACUUUUUUGGAACCAGGGAUGUUUGCACAGAAUUGUUGCCUCUUGUGAAGCCUUAUGGCAGAGUGGUGAAUGUCUCUAGUAUGGUAAGCUGCUCAGCUCUGGCAGGUUGCAGCCAAGAACUUCAGCAAAAGUUUCGCAGUGACACGAUCACUGAGGAAGAGUUAGUGAAACUCAUGACGAAAUUUGUAGAAGAUACCAAAAAGAGUGCACAUGAGAAGGAGGGUUGGCCAAAUACUGCCUAUGGGGUAUCUAAAAUUGGUGUCACAGUCUUGUCCAGGAUUCAAGCCCGGAUGUUAAAUGAAAAAAGAAAAGGUGACCACAUCCUUCUCAAUGCCUGCUGUCCUGGUUGGGUGAGAACAGACAUGGCAGGUCCUAGAGCCCCUAAAUCGCCAGAUGAAGGGGCUGAGACCCCAGUUUACUUAGCCCUUUUGCCUGCUGAUGCUCAUGGUCCUCAUGGCCAGUUUGUUAGUAACAAAACUGUUCAAGUCUGGUGAGCUUUCUUACGUGGCCAUGCAGAAGUGGUAACAUGGCUGUGGCUCAGACUGUGCCUUGGCUGGGCACUUACCCAUAGCAGUCUCGUGCUGUCCACAGCAGCACCAGGGUCCAUAAUCAUUACAAUGAGGGUUACAGUUAUGGUACUUCUCCAGGAUCCUAUCUACCCUAGGGCACACUUCCUAGUGCGCAGCAAUGUCUGUUGGCUGCCACACACCAUUGACUGUGUUGCCAGAAAUCUGAUUUGUGGGUGUUCCAGCCCAGAUGAUGUGAAUUAUUGUGGUGUUGCCCUAAUGCAAAGGUACUUGACCUUAAUUUACCUGAUUUUACUCUUCAUUAAAAUCAUUGCCAGUCCUUCUCUCACUCUCCUUGAAACAGUCUAACUGAUACGGAGUUGAGAUGAGGAGGCAGGUGCCUUACGCUUUCUCAGUGCACUAGAUCUUUCUGGGGAACAUAUUUGCUUUUGGGGAGUUGUAGGGGUGGGGGGUUUUUGUUUUAAUGUAGGAGGUUUCUUGUUUUGCUGCAGUCUGACCGGUUUAGGGGAAGGUUAAUAAGACUGCUAUAUAGAGAUUCCUUAUUAUUAUUACAAAAUAGAAUUAGGUGAAAAUAAAAAGUGAUUUACCAUUAACAGAAAAAAAAACUGUUGAUUUUAUUAAUGUCUGUAUUAACAUGCAUAUCAAAAAAAGAUUACUUUUUUUAUAUCUAUACAACUAGCUUAUCCUGAUGCUAAAAAUCUAUGAUGUCUGUUUGAAUGUAUAUCUAAAUUUUCUGCACUGAGAUUUGUUGCUGGAAUGUGUGAUGUUCAGAAUAUAUAAAGAGAAAAUAAACUACAGAACUAAUUUACCAAA
Molecule: messenger RNA, 1853 nt
Organism: Dromaius novaehollandiae (emu)
Lineage: Eukaryota; Metazoa; Chordata; Aves; Casuariiformes; Dromaiidae
Product: carbonyl reductase [NADPH] 1-like
Exons: 4
Coding region: 177-1007 (276 amino acids)
Molecular function (GO): carbonyl reductase (NADPH) activity
Source: RefSeq, a predicted model, not a curated record